UUGGUUUGGAGUUUGGACACACUUGACUCGACACUACUACUACUAUCCUCCUCCCUACCUUGGCAUUCUCCGCAUCUCUUGGCCUCAUAAGAACUAGGGUUUCUGUUUUUUUCUUGAAUUUUAUACGGUUAUUUCAAUGCGAAUGUAACUCCAAUAACCAGAUUCCAUUCGAUAUCCUUAUUCCUUACUACCAAGCUGUUUUUAAUUUGUAACGAAACUUGAUUAGUUGCUGAGAAUUGGGAUCUCUGGUAAUUUGUUUGAUCCACAAUCAUCGAUCAACUCUGUGAUUUAUGGCUUUAGUUCAGUCCUCUGCUCUCUGCUUUAGUGCUAUUCCUUCAAAUUUUCGACCGUCUUCUUGGUCGAAUCGGUUGUCGAGUUCAUUAGAUUCGAGAUCGUGUAGUACUGUUAAAGCCUCCGGCUUAACUUCAACGCCAUCGACUCCUCCAUCCUUCCGGUUUUCUUCUUCAUCUUGCUCACAACCAGGAAAAGUUUUUGCAAGUAUUAAAGGAUCAGCUGAAACCGAUGAAUCCUCACUUGUGGUCUGCUUUGGGGAAAUGCUGAUAGAUUUCGUCCCUACAAUAAAUGGGCUGGCAUUAGCUGAAGCCCCUGCCUUUAAAAAAGCACCUGGUGGUGCACCUGCAAAUGUUGCUGUAGGUAUUGCUCGCCUUGGUGGUUCAUCUGCUUUCAUUGGAAAGGUUGGAGAAGAUGAGUUUGGUUACAUGCUUGCUGAUAUUCUAAAAGAAAACAAUGUAAACAAUGAAGGAAUGCGGUUUGAUCCUGGUGCUCGAACUGCUUUGGCUUUUGUGACACUAAAGAAAAAUGGUGAACGUGAAUUCAUGUUUUACAGAAACCCUAGUGCUGAUAUGCUUUUACAAGAAUCUGAACUUGAUCUUGACUUAAUAAAAAAGGCAAAAAUAUUUCAUUAUGGAUCCAUAAGUUUGAUUACAGAACCAUGCAAAUCGGCUCAUAUUGCUGCAACAAAAGUUGCAAAAGAUGCUGGUGUUCUUUUGUCUUAUGAUCCCAAUCUUCGGCUUCCUUUAUGGCCAUCUGCAGAGAGUGCAAGAGAAGGAAUCUUGAGCAUUUGGGAUACUGCCGACAUCAUCAAGAUAAGUGAAGAGGAGAUUGGCUUUUUGACAAAUGGAGAAGAUCCAUAUGAUGACAAUGUUGUACGAAAAUUAUACCAUAAAAACCUCAAAUUGCUACUUGUGACAGAAGGACCAGAUGGAUGCAGAUAUUACACCAAGGAGUUUAGUGGGAGAGUGAAGGGUAUGAAGGUGGAUCCUGUGGACACAACGGGUGCAGGGGAUGCUUUUGUGGCUGGAGUUUUAUCAAAACUUGCUGAAGAUUUGUCACUGUUGCAGGAUGAGAAGAGGCUGAGAGAGGCUUUGAGUUUUGCAAAUGCUUGUGGUGCAAUUACUGUGACAGAGAGAGGGGCAAUUCCGGCAUUACCCACUAGAGAAGCUGUUAUGGAUGCUUUGCUCAAGGCUGUUGCGUAACUUUGCUUGCUAAUUGAGGUUGUAUAUUAGUUGCUUUUAAAACCACCUUCUAUUUUUUUCAAACUAAGUAAUUUUUAAUAAAAUGUAUGACGUGGCUAAAUUAAUAAAAUUUAUACUUGGCACCCACUA
This is a messenger RNA of Lactuca sativa (garden lettuce), 1625 nucleotides long. RefSeq names its product putative fructokinase-6, chloroplastic. The record is from RefSeq and is a predicted model, not a curated record. Gene Ontology annotation, cellular component: chloroplast stroma; cytosol. Gene Ontology annotation, molecular function: fructokinase activity. Lineage: Eukaryota; Viridiplantae; Streptophyta; Magnoliopsida; Asterales; Asteraceae. Gene Ontology annotation, biological process: fructose metabolic process.